CAUCCCUGUUUCCGAAUUUCCAAGUCUUUUUGAAAACCUAAGCGAAAGGUUCUUAGUUUCGGAUUUUUAUUGCAAUCUUCGUGGUGACAAAAGACUCUCGGAAAAGACACAUUUAUUGUUAUUUUUGUGAUUUACUGGCCACGCUGGAUGUUGUUACUGAGAUUUAGCCGACCGCUUCAAUCUUUCUCUUUCAACGAUUUGUGUCGUGAUUAACAGAGUAACGAUGUUCUUAAGCUCCCUAAGUCCACAAUUUAUUGUAUGGCCAACCCAAGAGCAGAUGGAGGAAUCAAGUAGAUUCUUUGACAGGAAAUGUUUAUUUUCCAAGGCAAUAGGUGAAAUAUUCAAUUGUCAAUGAACUUGUAUAUAAAUUAUAUUAAUUCAACUAUUUAGGUUGCAUUGAUGGUACGCACAUAAGGAUAGACCCGCCAAGUAAAGGAAAGGACGAUUAUAUUGACCGCAAAGGAAUGACGUCAAUAUGUCUGCAAGCGUUUGCAACGAAAAUAAAAAAAUUCUGAACAUUUUCGUUGGCUAUCCAGGUUCUUGCCACGAUAGUUGGGUAUUUAAGAACUCAACGCUUUACAACAGAUUGCCCUCUUAUUGUAAAGAUUAUUACCUGUUAGGUGAUUCCGCAUAUCCCUGCAACAAAUACCUAAUCACGCCUUACAAAGAUAAUGGCCAUCUAACAAACGCUAAUAAAUUGUUUAAUAUUAAAUUAAGUUCUGGACGCAUAGCUAUAGAACAUAGCUUCGGAAUCCUUAAACAACGUUUCAGGCAGUUAUAUCACUGUAAGCUACGAGGCAUGAAAAAGAUCUGCCAUUUUGUAAGGGAUUGCUGUGUUUUACAUAACAUUGCCGACGAGGAAGAUUUAGAAUUUACGGCAAAGGCAACUCCGGAGUUCAAUGAGGAAAUCACCGUGCAUGGCGAAGUUGCAAGGGGAAACUCGGUGAGAGAUCCGAUUUGUCGCGAUAUACAGCUCCGCCGAAAUCAAAAUGUUUAACAUAUACAUACAACAUGUUUAACAUAUACAAGUGGUCAAAGUUCAGGUCUUCGAAAAAUUAAAUUCCCAAUAUUUUGAACAAUUGUGAACUGCUUUUUAAAUUGGUAUCGUUUUAAAGGCGGUUAAACCCCUUUCUUUUAAUAUGCAUAUUUGUAUACUUUGUAUAUUAACAUUU
This is a messenger RNA of Rhagoletis zephyria (snowberry fruit fly), 1172 nucleotides long. RefSeq names its product putative nuclease HARBI1. The record is from RefSeq and is a predicted model, not a curated record. NCBI's taxonomy places the organism in Eukaryota, Metazoa, Arthropoda, Insecta, Diptera, Tephritidae.